CUGCUUGAUGAAAGAAAGGAAAUGUGUGUUCUUGUUUCAGACUAGAAGGCCUCAAUUCCAGCACUUCAAGCCCCAAGGACAAGCAGACAUUUAUGGACACAGCAGCCCUGUGGGGCUUGACGGCAGCCCGGUUUGCUCCUUCUCGUUUCCUUCUGGACGCCCCACAGAAAUCGGCGAGCCCCCUGCAGAGAACUGAACCCCAGGGCAGGAACAACAUUAUGUGCGUCCCUCCUUACAGGAGCUGCUUCGUCAUGCCAGUGCCUGUGCCCUGCUCUAGCUACCAGAACCGGUUACCAUUGGACCCACGGAUCAUGGCCUGUCAGGCGGCUGUGGCCUAUAAUAUCAACCUAUUACAGAACCAGGACAACCUAUCUCCUGGACCCUUCAUCUCCGGAUCUCUCUCCCCUCACCAGACAUACCAGUCCUCCAUAGGUGGUAGUGUGGAACACAGCAAAACAGGUUGAGAAGAAAUGCUUCCAGGUUUUGGGACUGUGAAGCUCUGGAAGGAAAAUGAAAUGAAAGAAAAGUUUUUAGCGAAUCUGGACACUCUAGGUGGCGGAUUCUUCUGGCUAUCAGAAGGUCAGCUGGACAGGAGUUCGACUCCAAAGUUCGGCCAUAGCGCCAAGCCAUAUUCUGAGGUGAAGUCUCACCACAGCCUCAGUCCUCAGGGUCUCCACAGUCCUACCAGAUUCCCCGGAAACCCCAGCAUGGACAGCCUCCUCUACAGCCUGGACAGGACCUCUCUGCCCUUUGCCUCCUCCCCUGAGCCCUGCCACUCGCCCCUACUGAUCCACGAGGAGCACAUCGGCAGAAGCCUCUCCCCAGCACCCCUGUUACCUCACCUCUCUUCAGGACUGAGCAGCGCCGGGGUCACUGCACCACAAGGGAGCCCCCAGGCAAACCUACAGAACGGCACCCACGUAAACUCUGCAAUAAGGGAGAAUGUGCGAAGUUCUGACAGAUGUAUCUCCAAGUUCAGCCAGUGGAUGGAGCAGUGUGGUGAUCUGGUCAAUGAACAUCCUCAUCAUCAUUGUCAUUAUGGUGUUCCUCAGUCUCUGAACAUGCACAGCCCUCUAGUCCAGAAUCAUGACGUCUUCCGGCUUUCAUCCCAGCAGGAUGCCAGUCAUAUUGACAGCUUUCACAGGGAUCCCAACUUCUCUUUACACGAGCGAGACGUCGGAUUCAGUGGCCAAGAGUUGCGUCGCACAGUGAAAAACUUAUCUGAAGCAGCAGAGAGGAGCAGCAACUGGCUGUGGUUGAGACGGAAAGAUUCUGGCUGGGGAUCUCAAGCACAACAGAAAGAAAGAAACGCUGAUGUACAGUUUUGAACAGCAUGAUCCUUGGAAUGACCCCAGAACCAUGGAACAAUCUACAGAGAUCACCCCCAAAUCCAACCUUUUCCCGUAUUGCUCCUCAUCGACUCGGCCCCUGUCUCCACUCCCCUCUCCGAUGUGCUACGAGCGGAGCCUCAAGCGCAUCUCUCACUUCGGCAAGCUCGAACACGGGCCCUCCCCGUACACCGGAUCACACACUGCCAUCACGAGAGAGACUUCUACGCCAGCCCAAAGCAGUUUCAGAGGGAAUCCGAGGAGGAUUCCUUGCAAACAAAACACCCCAACCGUGCUUACUCAGAAGUGGUCUUUUUAAUCAAGAGCCCAUCUAUUGAUGUCCGGACAAUGGGCCAACCACUGUACCAGCGAGGCUCUCCAUCCACCCUGAAGGAGUUUCCCUCCUCCCAAGCCAGCCAGGAGCCCAGCCCCUUCUGCAGCCCGGACCUGCUCUCACCCGCCUCCACGGGGGACCAGUGGGCUGUGGAAGAGGCUGAGGAUGGUGCCUUCAGCCCCACAGAGAGCAGCGAAGGCCGGGCAGCGCUGCACACUCAGGACCUCGUUGGGUACAAUAGGCACUACACACCCUCCAACCAACAAGGUUUUCCAGGGUUUCAGGAGCCCUCUAAGAAAAGCUCUCCCUCACCACAUCCUGACUGCCCGGAAGGCAGUGAGCCGUUCUACCUAGACGAAAACAAGAUGGCUGCCUCAUACGCCAGUGUUCUGCGGGCCCCGCCCCCAUCCAGCCCAGGCCCCUCCCCCGAACUGCCAAAGAAGACAAACGACCCUCUGACCCUCCUGCAGGACCUGAGCAAACACUCCAGCCACAACGACAGCUGCUUUUACUCAUACUUACAGUCAAACUUUAUUUAUUUGUUUGUUUGUUUCUUUGUUUGUUUUUUCUCACUUUUUUCAUUUUUUUUUUUCUUCGAAAAAACAUAAACUAAAAAUUUAUGUUUUUUUACAUUGGAUAUAAUUGUGUAUUUGUUCACCUUUUUUGCAUUGCAUUGUCAUAUGCUGAAUGGUAUUGUUAUACUCUUUCCAUAUAAGUGGAAUUUGUGUAUUUAGCUCUACGGAAAUAAAAUAUUUAUAUAACAAUAUAUAACAUUAUAUAACUGCUAUUAAUGCACUAGGAGUUUAAUCUGUGUAAUUUUCAUUAGAAUGUUGUCCUCUGUUCUAGUAAACUUUAUUUAAUGUUUUUUCCUUUGGAAACGUGUAUACAUUUGAACUCUUUUUUGAUGUUUUGAAUUUUUCCACUUUUUUGCACAGAAAGGGGAUUGUUUUAGACAUAUUUAUGUUUUAUUUUGGCUAGUGUAAGUUAUUUUUGUUAUUUAAUGGAUACUUUAAAGGAAAAAUAA
Molecule: messenger RNA, 2686 nt
Organism: Acipenser ruthenus (sterlet)
Lineage: Eukaryota; Metazoa; Chordata; Actinopteri; Acipenseriformes; Acipenseridae
Exons: 11
Coding region: 471-1328 (285 amino acids)
Source: RefSeq, a predicted model, not a curated record